Odontomachus brunneus is the source of this 3386-nucleotide messenger RNA. Its product is annotated as metalloendopeptidase OMA1, mitochondrial-like. Lineage: Eukaryota; Metazoa; Arthropoda; Insecta; Hymenoptera; Formicidae. Gene Ontology annotation, cellular component: mitochondrial inner membrane. Gene Ontology annotation, biological process: protein quality control for misfolded or incompletely synthesized proteins; mitochondrial protein processing. The coding region runs from base 974 to 2224 and encodes 416 amino acids. Gene Ontology annotation, molecular function: metalloendopeptidase activity. The record is from RefSeq and is a predicted model, not a curated record. The transcript has 8 exons.
AAUUCAAGAAGCGUGAUUAUGUUAGUGACGAUCGUCUCUGCAUUAUCGACAUUGUUCGAGUUCAUCAUCAACUCCAGUAUCUCCUUAACAGCAAAUUAAAAGAUCUGUUAUUUUACAAAUAAUUCGGCCCAACGUCUGAUCAGGAAAAAUUUUAUUUAUCAAUGGUUACAAUUGUGCGCGCAAGCAACGGGUAUAAAUUGAAUGGAAAUUGUUAUUUCAUACAAUUACGUACGCAGACGUCACUUUCACGAGCAGCUGUCCUUUGAAGACAAUUGCUCUAGCUAGAACCAAAACUGUCGAAUGAUCAAGUCGGGACCGUGAAUUGCGAUCGAAUGGGCACAGAUUGGUGGACGACGACACGCUCGAAAAGCAACGAGCUCCAUGCGCUGAGGGAUCCAUCGUGUUUCGUUAGAAUUCAGCGACGUCCAACUUGGCUGCACUUGAUAACGAUAUUUUUCUCGAGGAAGAUGCUCUGCUCUGCUCUCAAGUACGGCAUAGCUGGCGGGAUAAUGUUCAAUUAUCAUGCACGACUUGGCGUAUGCCUACUCCUGUUGACAGCUUUUGUGAAUUAUAUAUGAUUGGAGAGAUCUGUACACCUCUGUCUCUACACAGACAACACUACGUUUGUUAAAUCGUUGAGAUGAUCUAGUGAUGAUUUUCUCUAAAAGACCUUCAACUUUUACCUUGAUGUGUUACUAUACUGUGUCAAAUGUUGAUUUGAUUGCCAGUGGAUUUGUAAGAACUGCUUGUUAAUUUUGAAUUGUUACUAAUUUAUAUAAUUUUUUACUGUUAUUUUCUUUGUUAUUUUAUUUGUUUUUCUGUUGAACAUAUAUUUUGUAUAAAAAUCUAAGGGGAUAUUGUCCGAAAUUUUAGUUCUGUAGCAUCGCACUCAAUUUUAUACGAUUGCUUUGUAUCCUCAUUUGUUUCGUGGAUGUAAUUGUUGUGUUUGGGUCUCUAUUCUGCUUUCUGAGACAUGUUGUCUGUAUUAAGAAAUUCAUAUCAAAGAAAUGCUCGGUUGAGCAUAAGCUACUUUGUCCUUCGUUCUGUGGGAAGUCAUCAUUUUCAUACGUGGUUGCGCAAGAGGUUUCUUGUUCAAGAGAGAUUGGACAGCGGACAGUUGCAAUACUUCAAAUUGCAAAAAUGUGACUUUCGCACCACACAACACUUAUGUAUCCCACCAAUUAUGACUCUACUUCUGCGUCCUGUCCUACACAUUGGUGCAGCUUUGAUGGGACGUACUAUUAAGAAGUGGUGGGCACGUAAAUCUAAAGAGGAAAAGGAGGAAUACAAGCAGUGGUACAGAGAGAGACGCAAUAUGUUCUUGGGCUGCUUUGGAUUUUAUGGCCUAAUGUUGUUUACUUAUUAUAUAACUCACUUCAAAACUGAUCCACUGACACAGCGUUCAAGAUUUAUUAUUUUCAACAAGGAACAGGAGAGAGACUUAGGAAAAAGGCUUCAUGAACUUCAACUAGAAAUCUACAAAAAAAAUAUAGUACCACCAGAUCAUCCUGCUUACAAAAGAAUCUUAAGGGCAUUUAGAAGGCUUAUAGUAGCAAAUAAAGACUUGAAAUCUAUGAGAGAAACAAAGUGGAAUUUAACUGUUAUUGAUAUACCGCUAAUGAAUUCAUUUACUCUACCAGAUGGAAGUAUUUUUGUCUCUCUAGACUUACUAAGGUACAUUGAAAAUGAUGAUCAAUUGGAAUUUCUGUUGGCACACGAAAUGGCUCAUUCAUUACUCUCACAUUCGCUUGAAAUGAUGUCCGAUCAAUUUCUAUUGGAUUUACUAAUAGCAGUACCUAUAUUGUUAGUUUGGUUUACAUUCCCCGACAUGGCAGCUGCUAUUGUUCAUACGAUAGGAGAUCGGAUAACGAAAAUCGUAUACGAACUUCCGUAUAAUAGAGUUUUGGAGAAUGAAGCUGACGAAGUAGCGAUAAAAUUGUCUGCAAAAGCCUGUAUCGACCUGCGUGAAGCUGUCGUAUUCUGGGCUACGUUGAGAACGCUGACGGAAAUGGAGGUCUUACCGUCAGAGAUACCAUGGGUGUCGUCACAUCCUUCUCACGGUGACAGAGAAAAUAAUAUAAAUAAAGCAAUGAUAAAAGCAUUGGAAAUGCGGCGUGAUUCGGGAUGCCCGGAGUUACCCGCAGUAGACCCGAGGACCAAGUUCUACGAGCGAUCGGCGAGGGAGCAGAUGAUCCACUUCAGACGAAGAGGGAUUAUUGUGUGAGAUAUUGAAGGUACAUUGACUUGGUUGAACCGUUGUGCCUAAUGCAUAAGUUGUGCCCACUUUAGCCGAUUAUUACAACAUCCAGAGCAGGAUGGUCUUUACUGCGAGCAUUGCACUCUUUAAUUGCUCCCUCGCAUUGUCUAUCUCUUUUUAAUGACGUCAGAAGCGAGAAAAUGCAUGCGAAAAAUUCUUGCGACAUAUGUUGAAAUAAAAAUAUACAUCCAUAAAAUAACACUUGUAAUCGAUAAAACAAAUUUAUAAGAUAUUCCGUGCACCCUCCUUUUACUUUAACAAUCAAUAAUUUGUUGUAAAUUAACGUGACAUACAAUUCAUCUUAACCUAUUUCUCCGCCUAUUUAUAUUUAGGUUAAUUUAUGACAAAUUAUUCAUCAUUAAAGCAAAAGAGGAAUGCACGGAAUAUUUCACAGAUUUAUUUAAUCAAUUGCAAGUGUCAUUUUAUAGAUAUAUAUCUUUUUAUUUCAACGUAUUUCACAAGAAUUUUUAGCAUACAUUUUCUCACUUCUGACGUCAUUAAAAAGAGAUAGACAAUGUGAGGAACCUUAAAACUACAUCCGAUUUUUUUAAUACUAGUCUAUGAGCUUGUCACACAUCCAACUUGAAAGCGUAUCAACUGAUGUGCUUUAUAUGUCACGGCUAUCUCGAAAGUCUUAAAGAAUCAGUGUUAAAUCUGUAGAUGCUUCUCUAUGUCUACGUAUAUGUAAAUUUUUAAGUGUUACUUUGUAAAAUUGUACGUAAAAGUCUAUGAAAUCUUGUCUGGAAGAUCGUCUAAAGUGGGCUUAAAAAGAAAUUUUUCAUUCAACCAUUCAUUUUUAAUUUUUAAUUCCUUAAAAUUUUUACCAGAGUAUAAAUUGUGUAUAUACACUUCGUAAAUCAAGCUAUAUUUAUUUUUUACUAUAAAUGCGACCUGAAUAUUGUGUGUAUUAUCUGUACAUUGUAUAUUAUAUUACCUACAUCUUUUCAGUAUUUUUUACUUAUGGGUGUUAAUGCAAAUAUAUUUUAAUUUCAUUGCGUAAUAUGUGUAAAUUGCAUUCUGUCGAAUAGAUUUCGAUCUCGUUUGAUUAUUUAUUUUCGGUGAAUAUAUAUUCAGUAGCUCAAAGCGAUGAGAAUCUACGAUUGUAUAAAGAGUAUAUUUUUUCAAUAAC